Molecule: messenger RNA, 3112 nt
Organism: Dryobates pubescens (Downy woodpecker)
Lineage: Eukaryota; Metazoa; Chordata; Aves; Piciformes; Picidae
Gene: CCSER1
Product: coiled-coil serine rich protein 1
Exons: 11
Coding region: 415-3069 (884 amino acids)
Source: RefSeq, a predicted model, not a curated record
CCGCCCCCGCCCGCCGCCAAUCCGCCCGCUGCGCGCACACACACACACGCGCCCGGCCGCAGCGUGAGUGACUGACUGACACGGGCUGCCGGACAGACUGACAGACUGGGGUGCUACCGCCGCCCCGCACGGAUUAUUCACCCUACGCCGGGGCGACGCAGGGAGCUACCCGGCGCAGCAGCAGGGCGGUGGCGGCGCCGCAGGGGGCCAGGAGGGUCCCUUGCCCCCGCCGGCGGACGGAGAGCGCCCCGGGCGCUGGCGGAGCCCGGCCAGUUGUUGAAAAAGCAGAUCCACGGCUCCACCUACUGGAGUUCAGAACUGCCAGCCAGGGUUGCUCUUGAAUGAAUGCUCCGCACUCCGGCAGACUUGUAUUAGCUUCUUGGCUGCAAAGAGCCACGGAUACUUUGCGCCCUGAUGGGGGACUCAGGAUCCAGACGAUCGACUCUGGUAUCUCGGUUGCCGAUAUUCAGGAGAAGCAUUAGCCGGAGACAUGAUUCCCUUCCUUCCUCACCCUCUUCUGCUAAUGCCAUUGGUGUCCACACCUCCUCCCCAUCCAGCACUAACUCCAGCUCAGGGAGCACAGGCAAGCGCCGGAGUAUUUUCCGCACUCCUUCCAUUAGCUUUCAUAACAAGAAGGGAAGCGAGCAGAAGCCUGACUCAGGUAGUCAAAAUGUUAACAUCUCAAACGGUGCCCAGUCCUCUCCCAGCACUUUUCCAAAACUGAGCUUAGAGGAGCACACUAAAAGCAGAGGAAGGCACUCGGUUAGCUUUGGCAGCUCACGUAGCAAGAAGAUCACAAGGUCAUUGACAGAUGAUUUUGAAAGGGGAAAGGAGCCCUCGGCCAAUAAGAAUGUCUUUAUAAACUGCAUAAGCUCUGGGAAGAGUGAGGGUGACGAUUCAGGCUUCGCAGAGGAGCAGAGCCGGUGCUCUGUCAAACAAUCCACACGAAAACUUCUCACUAAAUCCUUUUCCUCACACUACAAAUUUUCGAAAUCCGUGGCCGAGAGUCAGUCGGUUUCCUCUGCGCAGCCACCAAGAUGUUUGCUGGAGAUCAAAUCUCAGGUGGAAAGUGAACCUGUGAUUGCCAAGUCCUCUCUUCUAUGCUCAGCUGAGACAACAGAGUGCGUGGGCAGCUCCUUGCAGUCACCGCUGCUCUCAGCAGACCUCACAGCUGCACAAACCCCUUCUGACUUCGUUGCGCUGACGGAGGAUUCUGUUUCGGAGUUUGAUGCUCUGCCCAGCAAUGGAAUUGGGGGUCUGCUCACAGAAGAUUUUGGCCAAGCUGACUCUACCUCUCAGGUAUCCCUUAAUCCUGUUGCUGCUCCUGUGAGGGAAAUAAGUAUUGUGGACAGCACUGGCCAUUCUGCUGGUGUAUUUCAUGUGAGUCAAGCAAGCUCAUGUAGCAUGGAAUGUAACAACUUAUUCAAAGCCUCAGCUGCUAAUCAAACAAAAGUGUUGUUGCCAGCCAGUGAACUACACAUGAAUAAUGCGAGACACGCAGGAGAACUCAGCUCAACAAAUGCACAGUUAGAAACUUUUGCACUACAGCAUAGAGAAGAAUCAGUGGCACCCUCUCCAAAGGCACAGGGGUUGAGUGGGGAGGAAGAUGAGUGCACGCCACCCAAGCAUACAAGAGAGACAAUUCCAGCAAUGGAGUCUAAGAUUGUUCCAUGUUCUGAACCUCGGUUCUUUAAAACACAGCAAGGUUGUGAAACAAACAACUCUAAAGCUGAUCUUGCCAACAGCUUCAGCCCAUACCGGGAAGGCAGAUUUGUUGAGAAGCGCCUGAGGUCCUCAUCAGAAGGUACGGCAGGAGGCAGUCGGCUGAUCAUCAAACCCAAGGAUGCAAACACAGAAGAGCUCAGCAGCCUGCGGAAGCAGAGAGCAAGCUCAUCCUCUUCAAAAAUGAACAGCAUGGAUGUUCUGAAUAACUUGGGUUCCUGUGAGUUGGAUGAAGAUGACCUAAUGCUUGACCUGGAGUUCCUAGAAGAACAACAUCACCAUCAUUCUGUUUGCCGGGAGGACUCCUACCAGUCAAUAGUUUCAUGUGCUGCUGUAGUGCUUACCCCUGUAGAGCCAGCAGUGGACACAAGGAGAAAAGAGCAGACAGCAUUGCCUGAUGUGUCCAAACAGAACCUAUCUCUGAAACUGUCAAAGGAGAUAGAUCAAGGAGAAGCCAGGCACCCUCGUGUUAGCCAGUUGGCUGGCAGCCCAUCUGUGGAGUGGCCUUUUACUGGUCUGGAAGAAGGUGGAGGCAUUGAAUCUUUACCCUUCAGAUUGAUGCUACAAGAUUGCACAGCCGUGAAGACAUUGCUUCUGAAAAUGAAGAGGGUUCUUCAAGAGAGCACAGACAUGAGCCCAGCUAGUAGCACCACCUCACUCCCUGUUAGCCCUCUUCCCGAGGAGCCGUUAUUUUUCAAGGACGGGAUGAAAGAUGAAUGCUCAGUGCUGAAGCUGCAGCUGAAGGAGAGAGAUGAACUCAUAACACAACUUCGUGAGGAGCUGGAAAAGGCUCAGUGCUUUCAGAAGGCUCUGUCUUCCCAAGCAGAUAAAUCCACGCAGACAGAGCUGGUGGGCCAUGAUGCUACAUAUCCAAACAAAAUGGUGAGCCAAAAUCUCAGCACAAGGGACAGAAAGCCAGCACAUACUCCCACCGAGGACCCUUUUAGAUGCUCACCAGGCAGCCAAGCCACGGCCUUUGAGAGCAAGAGCUGUCAGCUGUCCAAUUUGUGUCUGAGCAACCUCCUGAAAGAGAAGGAGCUCAUGGAAGUCAUCAAGCACAGUAGAGGCACAUAUGAAAGCCUUGCUUCAGAGGUGACGCAGAACGGUUUGGCAGCCGCAGCAGCAAGCACAGCGAAGCCGGCGUGCAAGGCAGACAGCUACCCACUCUUCUCAGGAGCUCCCAAAGACCAGAGUGCUGGGCCUCGGCAGCACACUGCUUUCACAGGGAGACUGGGACAGCCUCCCAGGGGACCCAUCUCUUUACACAUGUACAGCAGAAAAAAUGUUUUCCUCCACCACAAUUUACACACAGCAGAGCUACAGACUUUAGGCCAACAAGAUGGGUAAAAAAGGUGCUUGUAUUUUUGCCAUGGAAGGAGAGUUGAUUAAA